Sclerotinia trifoliorum is the source of this 2002-nucleotide messenger RNA. The record is from the annotation of a GenBank genome assembly. NCBI's taxonomy places the organism in Eukaryota, Fungi, Ascomycota, Leotiomycetes, Helotiales, Sclerotiniaceae.
CUUCCACAAAAUAAUCCAGAUCCGUUGAUACACCGUAGAUAACCUAUCUCUUUGAAACUCCAUCAUAAACUUCAUUGAGAUUGUAUGGCUUGGAAUAAUCACGGCGUGUGGUUAUAUGAAGGUUAGAUAACCUUAAGUUGUGUAUGACCCAUAAAAUCUUUGGUUAGGAUGACUCGGCUGGUGGGCCCGAUGAUCUAAAAUGGAAGCUACAAAACCAUCCACGAGCUAUACGCGGGAUCAUAUGUUAAUACAUGCUACUAUAUUUCGAUAGCAUCAGUAUUAUAAAAGUAGUUGAUUUCCUUUCCGCAUUCGUGGAUUCUCUACACAAUCCUCCCUAGGGACUUUUGACAAGGAUCAUUCUACGAAAUGCGUCUCAUAUUUUUAUAUCUUAGUGUGUGCGUAUCGGUCACUGUUGCACAAGUCUGUAAUGGUUAUGCAGAGCUAUGUGAUCGAAAAUGGUCGAAUAUAUCACAGAUUGGAACACACGAUAGCGCUUUCGUUGGGGAUUUACCAACAGAAAAUCAAAAUAUCGAUGUCACGGCUCAACUAAAUGCUGGUGUUCGGUUCCUUCAAGCGCAAACUCAUUAUUUCCUCAAAACAUUGACGCUUUGCCAUACUUCAUGCUUUGAGCUAGGUCAGUUGUAAAUCCAGUUAUAUCCAUUGAUCAAUCUCUGUUUCCGCUUUUAGGCUUAUCUAUUUUGUAUCCCAAUGCGAUUCUUUUGCUUUGCCCUUAACUCCUCCUCGAUGAGCGAUUACUAACCCAGUGUGGAUACAGAUGCUGGGCCAGCAGUGGAUUAUCUAUCAGAUAUCAAGAAAUGGCUUGAUGCAAAUCCCAACGAAGUUGUAACCUUACUACUCACGAAUGGAGAUUAUGUUCCUGUGGGAAAUUUCAGCGCAGUAAUGGAGGCAUCUGGUCUAGCAAACUAUGCAUAUACACCACCACACCAACUAGCCAUAGACGAAUGGCCUACACUUCAAGAAAUGAUUACGGCUGGAGAUCGACUCGUUAUGUUUCUUGGUGAGUAGUCAGUCCUACCAAUCUUUUUCACAACCAAUAACUUUGUGAAGACUAUGACGCAAAUACAAAUGUGGCUCCAUAUAUCCUACCGGAAUUUUCCUACUUUUUCGAAACUGCAUACGAUGUAACUACUUCUACAUUUCCCACAUGCGCACUCGAUCGUCCUGGAGGAUCUAAUGGAGAUGGACUCUUGCCACUGAUAAACCAUUAUUUGGAUGUCGAUAUUCUUGGCAUACUCAUACCUGACAGGUCAGCAGCUGCAACGACGGUAAGUGAUAAGUCUUUAACCCUUUCACAAACCAAUCGCUAACUUUUACUCAUUUAGAACGCAGCGACGGGCGUAGGUAGCAUAGGGGCGCAAGCCGAUCUCUGCACAACAACCUGGGGUCGACCACCCCGAGUAAUGCUCCUCGAUUAUUUCGACACUGGUAAAUUAAAAUCCUCCAUCCUCUCCAUAAAAUCUCAAACCUAACAUCAAACAGGAAAUGCAUUAGCAGCACAAAAUACUCUAAAUGGCCUGUAAGAAGGACUUUAUGCAUCUAUGUUUCUAAAAAGUAGUAUAGGAACGAGAGCCUAAAUUCUGAGUCUCAGUCGUUGAAAUACUGCAAUGUCUCUUGAUUAUAUGAUUGAAAUGUGAAAACAAAAAUAUUGAUGAAAUGAUUCCUUAUAGGCCAGUGAAAAGAUCAGCCGGUUCGAGAUCUAUUCCUCUUCAAACGAAUUUCCUCUUCUUGAUUGUUUUCACAACUUUUUGUUUUCUUUUCUGAUAUCACAGUUGUUUUUGUUGAAGUUUGGUAGAAUUGCGUUGUUUGUUAAAGGGGAUGGAUGGAGUGUCGCUUAUCUGGAUGUUAGAUGAGGGGGAAUUUAGAAUGGGGUUUUUAAACUUUCAACUUUUACAUUCGAUGCUGGCUUUCAUUCCAAGUGGAUAGGCUACAUACAAAUUCGCUAUUUAGGUUACAUCACUAUAGUCAUAGAGUUUGCACAAGG